Molecule: messenger RNA, 3119 nt
Organism: Physeter macrocephalus (sperm whale)
Lineage: Eukaryota; Metazoa; Chordata; Mammalia; Artiodactyla; Physeteridae
Gene: CASP14
Product: caspase 14
Exons: 7
Coding region: 138-1259 (373 amino acids)
Biological process (GO): positive regulation of neuron apoptotic process; proteolysis
Cellular component (GO): cytoplasm
Molecular function (GO): cysteine-type endopeptidase activity
Source: RefSeq, a predicted model, not a curated record
CCAGAUCUCCGGGCUUCAGAGGACGAGCGGAAACGCCUCCAGUUUUCAAAACAAAGAGGAGAAGCGGGAGGCGUGUGAGGCGCGCAGGGCCCAGAUUGGUCCCUCCCGCCCGGUCGCUUCAGAAUCAUUGGGUGACAAUGGAGGGGAGCCCGGGAAUCGGCUGGCGCUCGGGGGCCGACAGUUCGCGGACGCCUCCGAAGAUCCCGCCGGCCAUGGAGGAGCUGCAGAGCCGUUUGCAGGAGACCCUGGACCUUCUAUCCUCGCAGGAGCUGCGCAGCUUCCGCGACCACCUCAAGAAGGUGGAGCCGCGCGUGAGCCAGGUGAAGCUGGAGCUGGAGGGCUGCAGCCCGUCGGGGCUGGCCAGGCUCCUCGCCAAGCAGUACUACCCGCCGGCCGCCGCCAAGCGCGUCCUUGUCCAGGUGCUGGAGCAGCUGCCCCGCGCCGACCUGCUGCCGCGCUGGCAGAGCGCCGCCGCCGACGGCCCGGUGAUUCCACGAAAGAUUCCGAAGAGAAGCUAUGACUGUGUGGAAGGUGAAUUGGACCGUUAUGACCUGAGUGGCAGGCGGAAGGCCUUCCUCAUGUGUGUGAAGAGGAACAGGCCGGGCGCUCACCAGGAUGUCCUACUGAUGGAGGACUGGCUUGGCCAGUGCCAGUUUGAAAAUACGUUGUGCAUCGAUCCUGACAAAAUGGAGUUACUUGGAAAAAUAACAUCAUUUCGAGAUGGACUAAAUGAAAUUAAAGAUGACAUUGGCUGUUGCCUUGUUGCUCUUAUGGCCCACGGAGAAGAAGGCUUUAUCAGAAUGAAAGAUGGUGAAAAAGUUAGCCUGGAAGGCAUUUUUGAAAUGUUUAACAAUAAAAAUUGUCCAGCACUUCAAGAGAAACCAAAAAUCUUUAUAAUCCAGGCCUGCAGAGGAGUUUGCAUUUUCAUUCCUCAAAAAAUAGAGAGAAAAGACAGUGGUGUUGAAACGGAUGAUGAACCCAUGGACUCGGAUGAUGGAUCAGAGAAGAGAAGGCUGCCUACAUUCAGUGAUUAUUUCAUCAUCUAUCCCACCCAGGCAGAUCAUGUGGCUUUACGGGACCCCCGCACCGGCUCUGUGAUGAUCAAAGCAAUGACCGAAGUCUUUAAACAGUAUGGAAAUAAGUGGCACAUUGCUGACUUCUUCACCAAAGAUUCUGGAGGAUUUCUAGGCCAGAGGCUCGUUUCGGGGGGACAGCAGCAGCUGAAAUCUCAACAACUCUUAUUUCCUGGGAGAGGUUGAGUGACUUGGUCAGAGUCACAGCAUGUGGUGAAGCUGGGAUUCCAAAGCAUGAACUAAUUCAAGACAUGAAGUGCCAAGUGAUAGAGAAAAGUUUUAAGACAGAAUGCUUUUGAUGGACAGAAGGGACCAUUCCAUUACCACUUAACUGAUGGAAUGAGGGCUUUGGGACAAAGGAGGGAAAAGUGAUUUUGGAACCCUGCUCAGACCAUUACAGGUAAGGGUCGUGGAGAAAACUGUAGGACAACUGGAUACCAGACAAACAGGUGAAGAGGAGCAAGGAGGAAUUCUGGUUAGAAAGGUAGGUGGCCCAAGAUGAACUUGAUGCCUGGGGCUAGCUAACUGCCCCAUAUUCUCUCAGCUUCAAAUCAGUAGAGACUGUCUUAGCCAUCCAAUGCCAUGUGAAAUAUAGCCCAAAAAACUAGUCUCUGGCACAAUUUUAUAUUUGAAAAAAAAUUUUUAAGCCCAGUUUAUUUAUUUUUUAAAUACAGACCCCAGGAACCAAAGUUUGCAAAAGGAAGGCUCUGAGAUUUUUAUUAAAAAUGUGUAUGAAUAAAAAAUAGUGGAGAAACUUGUGCAGAAGACUAGGAGGCUGAGGUGGGGAGGAGGACAUGUGGCUGGGGAGCUACAGCCCUUUGACACGUGCCUCUUAGGCCAAGGGCGCCUCACCAUGGCUUAUUAUCACUACAGUACGUUUUCACCUUUGGAGUUAACUCACUUCCUUGCCGAAUAUUUUCAUCAUGCAGAUCACGUCUCAAGGACAAAGUUAUUUUGUGGGAAAAAAAUAUUUUGUGGAGAAACAAAACCUAAAUGUAAUUACAGUACCAUUUCCUAGUUGUCAUAAUGGAAGUAUUCUGGAGAUUCUAUGGUGCACAGGGGAGGGAGCUGCUGAGAUAGUUUGGGAGUGCCCCAGAAUGCCCUCCAGAGAAGUCCUGCAGUGAUAGAACACUGUCCCUAAAAGCCAGCCAUUCUUUUUAAGUCUUCCCUUUUUUUUUUUUUUUUGCGAGCCAAAAUGUCUACAGAUAUUUUCAGCAGUUUCUAAGGAUGCUUAAAGCCAUGACUAAAUUUACUCCUUUCCUUGUAGGUCAGCUCUUUAUUUAAAUGCAGUGGGGUUCUGUUUCAGUUUAAAAACCUGUGUUCCUCAUAGAAAAUUUCAAGAAACACUAAAAAAAUGAGGCCAAAAACCUACCCAGUUUCUCUACGUGUAUAUCCGUAGUUCUCACCCUGGCUGCACAUUAAAAUUAUCUAAAUUCUUUUGGUUUGGAGUUGGGCAUAUGUUUAAAAGCUCUCCAAGUGAUUCUAAGCGCAGCCAGGCUUGAAACCUACUGUAUAACUAAUAAUCUGGCUAUUGGUUGGUUGUUUACAAUCAUUUAAUGCCUAGGGCUUCAUUUUUAAAAAUAAUCGCCCUCAUCCUGCAACUCCUUUUUGUAUUUUAAUUAUUUUUCAACAGCUGCAUAGUAUUGGGCGGAAUAAAUAUUAACUAGUAAUGGAUAUUGCAGUUUUUCUACGAGAAAGAAAUUCUCACGCAAACCACCUGUGCAGUCUUUUUUUUUUUCCGGGAAACUUCCCGUAGGAUAACUUUUUAAAAAUCUGAAUUACACACUGCUAACUUGUCCUCCAAGAAACGCAAAAUAAUUUCUCCAGCUUUUGUUUAUCCAAUACAGGCUGGUGUUCAACACCCCUUCCCAUGUGAGGAAACUGCAGCUUAGGUGAAGGACCCGCUCAAGUUGAUAGGUACAGAAGGCUGGCCGAGAGCUCGAAUACAUACGGGCGGGCUGGCUGACUGACUGCCGGGCUGACUUCCGGCCCGCGUCCCUGGUCGCAAACUGCGUGUCCCAACCGGCCCGCCCACUUUCCGCCAUU